AAAGAGCUGGUGGUGGCCACAUCCCAGCUGCGCCUGAUGCUGGACAUCUCCUGCUUGGUGGAAGCCACCUUCUCAGUCUGGGUGAUGGAUACGUCAGACGUGUUGCCUUGAUGCAGUCGCAGCUGUGGAUGGAGAUGCCCCUGGGUCUGAGGCUCAAUGGCCAGGAUCGUCCCACGGAAAGACGCUCCCGGCACUGGCAUCUUCCGGAAGAGGCAUGGAGACUUCGUGGUCCGCUCUGACCUGGGCUGCUACAUGCGGACAGAGCGUCUGGAGACUGGACGCUGCAUCGAGAUCCGGGGCCUGCACCCCUCGUGCCAGGGUGGGGAUCACUACCUGGGCUCUGAGAGGGACCCCGAUAUCUACGUCAUCAAGGGUGACUCCUACCGGGUGGUACAGGACCUGAGCACAGAUGAAGGAGCUCGAGUCUACGAGCUGCAUCCCAAUUGCCGUGGCGGGGACCACUACAUGAAACGCGCCGACUUCUUCUUCAUCCUCUUCUUUGGCCAGGGGGUUGUGCGUGGUGUGUGCGAUUUAAGCACAGACUCCGGGGGUGAAGACAUCCCCCUCCAUCCCCAGUGCUGCCUGGGGCUAUAUUACUUUGGCAUUGGGAGCUACUGGGCAUUGGUCACGGUGGACCAAAGAUGGGGAGCUCAGUUCCACCUCUACAAGAGUUUUAUCAACGCCAACUUGGCUGCAGUCUACUCCAUCCACCCUGACUUGGUGAGUUUCCUUCCUGGGGGGCUGGCCCUAACCAGGGGCCCCUCCUUCAGCGGGUGGGAGUGCAUCAAAACUCUCUCCAAUGACUCGGACACCCCCAUCACCUGGACUCACGUCGUGGCCCGGAAGGUGGGUUUUGCCAAGGAGAAGGUGGCCAGCGUCGGGCGCAACUGGAACGUGGGGGCUUCUGCCUCACUCGGGGCCGGGGAGCUAACGGCGGCUGUCGUCAAGGCCCAGUUCUCCCUCUCGGCCCAGUACGGCGGGAGCAGUGUCAAGACGGAGAAGGAGGACUGGACUGAAGCCCGGGAGGAAGAGGAGACCUUCCAGGCUACCCUGGAGCCCAAACAGAGCCUCUACGUGUGGCAGUACCGCCUUGGCCUGGGCCAGGAGCCCAUCUUGUUCUGUCGGGACAUCAAGUUCACCAAAGACCCCACCCCGCCUGCCACCAUCCCGCUGCCCCAGUUUUAAGACUAUCUUGAGGUGGCCCAACCAGCGUUGGCCAGGACCUUCUUGUGCAUCCACGUGGUACAUCAUCAUCCUCUAGCAGUUGUUGGGUCACAGCUAGGCUCAGCUACCCAAGGUGGGUCUUUUAGCUCAUGCACUAAGAUCACAAGCUUCAAUCCCUGAUGCUGGUAACUCACCGAGGGGCGCAGUGGUUACACGGCUUGAGCUUCUUUGACGUGCUCUUGUGUUAAUGUCUGGAAAUCAGGAUGUGGCUGGAGAGUCCAAUGGUAUUAGCUAGUAAUAGGAAGGCUGUUGUGGGGCUGAGUCGUCCUGGAUUCAGUCCCUGGCUGGGAGCAACUGUCUUCCAUGAGUCUUUGGGUGGGUCAAAUUAGGGAAACUGACGUAUCAAGCGAUUGAAGGGUGAAAGUGAUUUAGGCACCUCAGUCCCACUAAAAGCUUCCAUGUGACCAAGUCACUGCUAAAAAUGGGGUUUGGCCCCUGAAUCACUUUGAAAAAUUUGCCCCUCACUUUGCCCCUCUGGGCAAUGGGGACAGUAGCAUUUCUGUACGGCACAGGGCGUAGUGAGAAUUGCAGGCACGAUUGGGUGUCCAUUUUCUGCAUUUGCCGAGGCACCUGUUAGAGUUUAAAUCUAGCAAAGUAGAUUUGCCGGUUGGAUAAAUAUAUUCCAUAGUGAACUGGAAUUGAAUGAGGAUAAAGCCUGGUUUGUUGAGUCCAGGCAGCUUACUUAUUCGAAUGCUAGGUUCUGCUAUUUCCCAGAUUGGGGCACUUGCUUAUCCUUAACUAAUCAACAUGUUUAUUAAUUCACCAAGGGCCACACAGGUCAUGGUAAAUCGCUAGAUUUAGAAAUCACGGUCAGAUACCCAGUAUGGACUGAACCCAAAAUACAUGUGCAGUCAAAUGAAACAGACUAGCAUUGGGCCCAGCUGUUGGAGACUGAUCCAUAAGAUUUCUUUCGACAUUUACUUCUAAUAAUCAGUCACCAGUUCUGUAGUAUUUCUGCUACGUUUAUCACCCUCCCAGGAGUCCAGCGACUCUUGUCUUAAGGGACUUUGAGGCCAUGUGAUCACCAUGGUCCCAUCUGGCUUGGAAACCCUGCUCUGGGAAUGCCUUGGUGGGAAAGGCACUAAUUUAAGUGAUCAAAAGCAAUUGCCUGAUAUUAAAUUUCCCUCUGGCCAACUGACUUGGCUUUAUAAAGGUUUAUCCACAUACUGGUAAAAAUCUAAACUACCAAUUCUUGGGUCUGUCACCAGGAAGAGGCUGGGCUCAUCAGGGAAUUUGCAGGUCCCAGUUUUUAAAGGCCACAAGAGACCCAGUCUCUGAAAUGAAAUCUCAUUGCGCCUUCUCAGCCCUGGGAACUCUCCAGUAGAGGGCGUCAUUCCACACGGCUGGUCUGUGUUGGUAGCACUUCUGCAGCUCCCUUUGUGGAUUCUUCUGCUGAAGCCCUAUCACCUUAGAGGAAGGGCGAGUAGGACAAUUGGGGGUGAGCUAUCUCUGGGAUCCCACAGGGCAUCCUCGGUUUUAUACAUCCUGAUUUAAGGGCCAUUGGAAACCACUCGGCUUCUGAUUUCUACUGGACACUUGCUUCAUGACCAUCAGACUUUGCUUGUUUGCAGUGUAGAUGAGACCAUAAGAACGGCCAUGCUGGGUCAGACCAAUGGUCUAUCUAGCCCAGGAUCCUGUCUUCCAACAGUGGCCAAUGCCAGGUGCUUCAGAGGGAAUGAACAGAACAGGGAAUGUUUGGUCCCAGGACAUGAGAAAGACAAGGCGGGUCAGGUAAUGACUUUUAUUGGACCAGCGUCUUUUGAUGAAAGGACCAAGUUCUGCCCCAGCUCUGUGGAGCUCGAAAGCUUGUCUCUCUCAUGGACAGAAGCUGGUCCAAAAAAAGGUAUCAGCUCACCCACCGUGUCUCUCCCUCUCUCAGCCUUUAGCUGAUUUCCUCUGCUGCUUCCAUCUACGUCCAGUAGAUGGUGAUGGUGUCCAACAGAUAUCUUUGAUUCUUUCCUCGGAGGGUUUUUAAGCUGUAUUGAUUUCAGGGACUGUAUUUCUCUGUAUUCACCCCAGCUAUGAGUUGGGAUCCCCAGCUAUGAGUUGGGAUCCUCUCCAGGAUUUUAAGCACUGUCUGAUGCUUCGCUGAUUUCAAUUCUUUUUCCUUCUCGCACCCAACGAACCCGCUAACCUCUAGGGUGCAACAGUCCUUCUGAAAGCAAACACAAUCCAUUAUAGUUCCCCUAAACAUAGUGGGCUUUUGGCUAGUUCUAAUAGCUUUGCUUUCAUGCCUUUAAACCGGCAACAUUCACGUGGAGGUGGAUGAUCUGAUGCAGACCAACACACAGCUCCUAAUUGGGGGGUGGAAGAUAACGGAGGAGCAAAACAGAUUAUCCAUGGGAUAUUUUCCCUAGAUUCAGCCAUCCUGCUCUUCCAGGACAGUCUUCCAACUUUAGCUGAGCCGAGGUGUCACAAGGUUAAUGGUAGUUUUCUUAUGGUCACUAGUUUCCAGCUGGAGUUCAGAACUAGCCUAUUUUGGGGGGAUCGGAGGGGAACAGCUUUUCUGCCCUUUGAGGACUGAGAAGAACUAAUUAUUAUUAGUCACAUAUUCUAGGCAUAUUUCUAACAGGAUGGUAACCCAAACUGUGAGACCUUCAGAUCCUAAUGUGGUUCAUACAAGUGACUGGCUCAGUACUGGAUAACUGGCUUAUCUGAGGUCUGCACUAGCUGAUUUAAUGGUCCCUUUAAAUCCCUGGAUAUGAGCACCACUAUGGACUAUUUCCCGCUACCUGAAACCUGCAUAUGGGCCUUUAA
Mauremys reevesii (Reeves's turtle) is the source of this 3981-nucleotide messenger RNA. RefSeq lists its product as uncharacterized. Bases 157 to 1185 code for a protein of 342 amino acids. The transcript has 2 exons. NCBI's taxonomy places the organism in Eukaryota, Metazoa, Chordata, Testudines, Geoemydidae. The record is from RefSeq and is a predicted model, not a curated record.